Molecule: messenger RNA, 4397 nt
Organism: Nerophis lumbriciformis (worm pipefish)
Lineage: Eukaryota; Metazoa; Chordata; Actinopteri; Syngnathiformes; Syngnathidae
Gene: unc5a
Product: unc-5 netrin receptor A
Biological process (GO): netrin-activated signaling pathway; anterior/posterior axon guidance
Cellular component (GO): membrane
Molecular function (GO): netrin receptor activity; protein binding
Source: RefSeq, a predicted model, not a curated record
AAGUCUUACCUUCUCCCCGACUCUCAGCACUCCAGCAUUGCUGCGCAAGCAGAUGUUCCCCUCGCUCAGCGCAAUUAUUACCAUUUUUUUUUUUCUCUCCUCCGCAUCUCGGCCCACAGUGCUCUCAUCUACGCCCGACGAGAAAAAGUGCGUCCCUCGGCUCGCCGGAGGUGGAGUUCGCGGCUGUUAUGUGUAUUUCUUGUGAGGAAUAACAGCAUCGUUUUUUUAAAUUUUUUUUAAAGGGGUGGGGGGGCAACACAACUCUGGUUUCCGCGGGUGCGGGAAGGCACCACCGGCUGUACCACACCUGUGAGUCGUUGUUGUGAGCAGCCAGGAUGGAUGCCGAGCGGCGUGGGGACAUGUGCUGAAGGAGCACACUUUGACGUCGUCUUUAAGUGCUUAAUUCUCUCCACACACUCCGGAACUUAGAAGCUGACCGUUUCUUCUAUCCUCCUUUAAACUUGAUUUAAAUUAAAAAAGGACGAAUAUGCCGUUACUUGUGGUUCCCUUUGUCCGCCGUCGACUCGGCGAGACCCUUCUCGUGCUUUGGCUCAGCUUCACCGGCGUCACCUGCACCGGUUCUGAGCACGCCGCUACAGCGACGCUUCCUGCCUUCUCCGACCUGUUGCCCCACUUCCUGGUGGAACCCGUGGACGAGUACAUCGUGAAAAACAAGCCGGUGACGCUCGCCUGCCGCUCCACGCCGGCGACGCAGAUCUACUUCAAGUGCAACGGGGAGUGGGUUCACCAGGAUGACCACUUGAUUGAGCGGACCGUGGACCCGGCUACAGCUUUGCCAGUCAUGCAGGUGACAAUAGAAAUCACCAGACAGCAGGUGGAGAAAGUCUUCGGCCUCGAUGAGUACUGGUGUCAAUGUGUCGCUUGGAGCACCACCGGAACCCAGAAAAGCCAAAAAGCGUACAUCAGGAUUGCUUACCUGAGGAAGAACUUUGAAGAGGAGCCCCAGGCUAAAGAAGUGGCAUUGGAUCAGGAGGUGCUACUGCGAUGCCACCCCCCUGAGGGAGUGCCACCAGCCGAGGUGGAGUGGCAGAGGAACGAGGACGUCAUCGACCCGCAGACCGACCCCAAUUUUUUCAUCACCGCCGACCAUAAUCUCGUCAUCAAGAAGGCGCGGCUGGCCGACACGGGCAACUACACUUGUGUGGCCAAGAAUAUUGUCGCACGCCGCAAAAGCAACUCUGCCACGGUCCUAAUCUACGUCAACGGCGGCUGGUCCACGUGGACCACCUGGUCGUCCUGCAGCGCCGUGUGCGGGCGAGGCUGGCAGAAGAGGAGUCGGAGCUGCACCAACCCCACGCCAUUGAACGGAGGCACGUCCUGCGAGGGGCAAAACGUCCAGAAAAGUGCCUGCGUGGCCACCUGUCCAGUUGAUGGAGGUUGGAGCGAAUGGAGCAAGUGGUCAGCGUGCGGCGCCGACUGUUCGAUGUGGAGGAGCAGGGAGUGCACCCAGCCGUCACCUGGCACCGGAGGCAAAGACUGCCAGGGCCUCGACCUUCAGUCUCUUAACUGCACCAGCGAGCAGUGCCCUCAGACCGUGAGCGGAGCGGAGGAUGUGGCGCUCUACGUGGGCAUGGUGGCGGUGGCUCUGUGCCUGACCUUACUGCUCAUCACCGUGGUCCUGGUCUACCGGCGCAAGAAGGCAGGACUGGAUGCCGACGUGGCCGACUCCUCCAUUCUCACUACUGGCUUCCAGCCCAUGGGCAUCAAGCCCAGCAAGCCAGGUGUGUGGGCGCCGCGGCCACGCAGGCCCCUCACCCACAGCAAGAAUUCUCAUUUGCUUACCAUCCAGCCCGAUCUAACGACCACCACCACCAGUUAUCAAGGCACUCUGCGCUCUCGCCAUGACACCACUGGCAAGUUUUCAAUGACCAACGGGCCUUUGCUGGACCCGCUUCCUAAGGGGUCGCACACUCUCCACAACGGGAAGCUCACUUCGAACCCCACAGACUUUGUGAGCCGACUAUCCACUCAGAGCUACUUUAAAACACUGCCUCGUGAUGUGGCCAACACCUCCUACGGCACCUUUAACUUCCUGGGGGGGAGGCUGACCGUCCCAAACGCAGGAAUCAGUCUGCUCAUUCCUCCAGAAGCCAUCCCCCGAGGCAAGAUCUAUGAGAUUUACCUCACCGUGCAGAAAAAGGAGGAUUUAAGGUUACCCUUGGCCGGCUGCCAGACCCUGCUCAGCCCUGUCGUGAGUUGUGGGCCUCAAGGGGUGGUCCUGAGUCGUCCCGUUAUCCUGAGCAUGGACCACUGCUCCGACGCAUGCCUCGAUAACUGGGCCGUCCGCCUCAAGAAGCAGAACUAUGAAGGAGCCUGGGAGGACGUCCUGCUGAUGGGGGAGGAGCUGGCGUCAGAUCCCUAUUACUGCCAGCUGGAGGCUGAGACGUGUCAGCUGUUUUCCGAGCAGCUGGGCACCUUUGCCCUGGUAGGAGAGUCGCUGCACAUGGGCGCUGCCAAGCGUCUGAGACUGGUGCUCUUCUCCGACGCCUACUGCUCCACGCUGGAGUACAACAUCAGGGUCUACUGCAUGGACGACACACAGGACGUCUUCAAGGAGGUGAUGCAGAUGGAGAGGCAGCUCGGGGGUCGGCUGAUUGACGAGCCUCACGUGCUGCUCUUCAAAGACAGCUACCACAACCUGCGCCUGUCCAUCCACGACAUGCCCCAAGCCCACUGGAGGAGCAAGCUGCUAGCCGGCUACCAGGAGAUCCCGUUCUACCACAUCUGGAACGGUUCCCAGCGGUACUUGCACUGCACGUUCACGCUGGAGCGCCUCAGCCUCAGCACCUGUGAGCUCACCUGCCAGCUGUGCGUGUGGCAGGUGGAGGGCGAAGGACAGAGCUUCACCCUCGACUUCAACAUCGCCAAGGACACCCGAGCGGUGGACUCUGAGUUCCUGUUAAUGGACAGUAACGCCACCGCUCUAGCAGGGCCCAGCGCCUUCCAGAUCCCGUACCUCAUAAGGCAGAAGAUCUGCAGCAGCCUGGACGCCCCGUGUCCCAACGGAGCUGACUGGAGAAUGCUCGCACAAAGGCUCAAGUUGGAGAGACACAUGAGUUUCUUUGCGUCGAAAGCCAGCCCCACCUCAGCCAUCCUGGACCUGUGGGAGGCGCUACAUUUCCACAGCGGCAACAUCAACCAGCUGGCGGCCGUCAUGGCCGACAUCGGCAAACAGGAGGCCAUGAUCUUCCUGGUGUCGGAUGGCGAGUGCUAACAGGCCGAGAGGGAGCCGGGAGGAGAGGGAAUGGACCGUGUGAGCUCAGUCUGAUAGAAAGUAACACAAUCAUUUCCCAUGCGAGUCGGUUGAACAUUUCCACGUGCGUACUAAUGUCACGCCUUAUGUAGUACUUAGGGAAGGAGCUUGGAGUCAUCCUCAAUCAGCAAGCGGUCCUUUAAUUCAAUUGAAAGAUGAAAAGCUUCAUAAGGACACACCACUCUCCACUCAAUGUCAGGUCUGCGUGCUUUAGAACCCGAAUGUACCGUCACAGCUCCUAAAUCCACCUUUGUUCUUCUGUCGUCUCCUACUUUCACUUUCAUUGUGCAGAACGCACUCAUCCAUUAAGAGAGGAUCCGCGGGUUCAAUCCCCAGUCCAGCCAUGGUUUGUUACGUCGUCUCCUCCUCAGGGUAGCAUGUGACGUCUCUAAAGUUGACCGGAGAGCCCUCCUCGUUAAAGACGCACUCGGUCAAGCAGCUGGCCGACGCUCCACAAACACACACACCCCCACCCCCCCUGACGGAUACACCGCAGCUUCUUUUAUGAUUGUCCCGAUUUUUGGAAUGUACUUUUAUGUUUCCAUGUGAGGAUGAUUCGUUUUUAACGCGGGCAUCUUAACUCUCUGUUAGGGACCGGGUAUUAGGGCCACCCUCAAAGCGGAGUCCCAUUAUUGGGGGGUCAAAGACACAAUUCUAUGGGAAUAAAAUUGUAACAUAUUGUAAUAUUAUUGUAUGUAAUACCACACUUUUUUAAUAUAUGAUGACUUUUGGCUUAAAGUAGUUUUUAAACUUGUUUUUUUAAUUGUGAUUCCAUUAUCGCUCCCCCAAAGAAAUGUUGUCCCCUCGAAAAAAAAAUAUUUGUUUUAAAUUUUUAUGCUUUUGGUCCUUUUUUUAUUCUUAAUUUAACACAUUUAUUUGAUAUACUUGACGUCAUAACUUUUACAAUUUGUAAAAUGACACAAUUUUCCCGAAAAAUUCUGACAUUAUGUUGCAAUUUUAUUCUCUUUUACUGUUUUUUUAACUCAUAAAAAAAUUAUUUUUCAAAUAUAGGCUUUAAGAUUAAUACUUUAUUCUCACAAAGUAUUCUCUAAUUUGACUUACCGUAUAUAACGGAGUAUAAAUCGCUUAUUCUAAAUUACAAUUAAAAAAAAUUUGGCUGGGG